Fraxinus pennsylvanica is the source of this 2280-nucleotide messenger RNA. NCBI's taxonomy places the organism in Eukaryota, Viridiplantae, Streptophyta, Magnoliopsida, Lamiales, Oleaceae. The record is from the annotation of a GenBank genome assembly.
AUGGUUGCCGGUGAAGAAGCUGAUAUAUUUCUGUCAGACAGAAAUUUGAGUGUUUCCGGCAAUUUUAUGCUCACUGAUAUUCAUGACAACAUUUUGUUAACUCCGGCGGAAACCCACAAUGGGACUUUCGUUGGGGUUAAAUCUAAUCAGAUUGGAAGCCGCCUGGUUUUUCCGAUUGGAAAACUCGAGGGAUUAAGAUUUAUGUGUCUUUAUCGUUUCAAGUUGUGGUGGAUGACACAAUGGAUGGGAAUGUGUGGCCAAGAUAUACCUAAUGAGACACAGUUUUUGAUGUUGGAAGUACCAAACACUAAUCAUUUUGGAGAAGAAACUGAAGGCGGGGAAAACCAAUCUCAAUCAGUGUUUUACGCUGUUUUCUUGCCCAUUCUUGAGGGCGAUUUCAGGGCUGUUCUGCAGGGGAAUGCCAACAAUGAAUUGGAGAUUUGCUUGGAAAGUGGGGAUCCUGCGGUGCAAGAAUUUGAAGGGAAACAUCUGGUUUAUGUGGCUGCUGGGUCCGAUCCGUAUGAUGUCAUUGCAAAUGCAGUCAAGUCUUUGGAAACACAUAUGGGCACAUUCUGCCACCGUGACAAAAAGGAGAUGCCCGACUUGUUGAAUUGGUUUGGAUGGUGCACUUGGGAUGCUUUUUAUACUGAUGUCACUGCCGAGGGGGUGAAACAAGGAUUAGAAAGUUUGGAGAAAGGUGGAGCUUCACCAAAGUUUGUAAUUAUAGAUGAUGGAUGGCAAUCAGUCUGUAUGGAUACCACCAGUGUCGAAGCCAAAUUUGACGACACUGCCAACUUUUCAAAUCGGUUAAUUCAUAUUAAAGAAAACCACAAAUUUCAGAAAGAUGGUGGAGAGGGUUCUGAGGUGGAUGAUCAGUCAAUAGGAUUUCACCAAAUUGUUACUGAGAUCAAAGACCAAUUUUCUUUGAAGUAUGUUUAUGUGUGGCAUGCAAUAGUAGGGUACUGGGGAGGUGUUAUGCCCGGUGUAGCUGAAAUGGAACAGUACGAACCCACGAGGGUAAACCCCAUUCCAUCCCCUGGGGUUGAGUCCAAUGGCAUUUGUUUCGUUUUAAGAAGCAUUACGAAAAACCGGGUUUGCCUUGUGAACCCAGAGAAAGUUUACUCCUUCUACAAUGACCUGCACUCUUACCUAGCUUCUGUCGGCGUAGAUGGGGUUAAAGUAGAUAAUCAAAGCAUACUAGAAACUCUAGGAGCUGGCAAUGGUGGAAGAGUGAAACUUGCAAGGAAAUACCAUGAAGCAUUAGAGACGUCCGUCUCUAAGAACUUCCCGAAUAAUGAAAUUAUUUCUUGUAUGAGUCACAGCACGGAUGCCUUGUACAGUGCAAAGCAAGCCGCUGUUAUUAGGGCGUCUGAUGAUUUCUUUCCAAGAGAUCCAGCAUCACACACAAUACAUAUCGCAUCAGUUGCUUACAACACCUUUUUCAUUGGCGAGUUUAUGCAGCCUGACUGGGACAUGUUUCAUAGCUUGCACCCCAUGGCUGAGUACCAUGGAGCAGCUCGUGCUGUUGGAGGUUGUUCAAUCUACGUCAGUGACAAACCCGGGCACCACGAUUUCUUCGUCUUGAAGAAACUUGUACUCCCCGAUGGUUCCACACUGAGGGCCAAACUUCCCGGGAGACCAACUAGAGAUUGCUUGUUUUCCGAUCCUACUAGAGAUGGAAAAAGUCUUCUGAAAAUUUGGAAUAUGAAUGACUUCACCGGAAUUCUUGGGGUAUUUAAUUGCCAAGGAGCUGCAUGGUGUCGAGUUAGUACGAAGAAUCUCGUCCACAACGAACAGCCAGGCGCAGUGUCCUGCACCAUCCAAGCUAAGGAUGUUCAUUAUCUGACCAACAUUGCUGAGCAUGGAUGGACCGGAGAUACUAUUGUGUAUUCGCAUAGAGGUGGGAACGUGCUUUAUCUUCCAAAGAACAAAUCCCUACCGAUUCAACUUCAAGCUCGAGAAUAUGAAGUCUUCACAGUUGUUCCAAUCAAACGGUUAUCUAAUGGGGCUGCUUUUGCUCCAAUAGGUCUCCUCAAGAUGUUCAAUUCUGGUGGAGCAAUUACAGAACUAAACUAUGGAUCCCCGGAAACUGGAAUUAUUAACAUUAAGGUUCGUGGUUGUGGCGUCUUUGGGGCCUAUUCAUCAGUCAGACCUGAAAGAAUAUUAAUUGAUAUGAAAGAAGAGAAGUUUGAUUAUGAAGAAAAGUCUGGUUUGAUCAACCUGAAUUUAAAGGUUCCAGAGAAAGAAUUGUAUCAAUGGAACUUGACAAUUGAGCUUUGA